AUGGAGCUGCCACCACAGCAGCUCCCACUGGAUGGCCCCCAGGCCCCGCUCGUGCUUCAGCUCAUUCCAAACUCUGCGCUCCCCGAAGGCUUCUACCCUCAAGGCCAAGCCAACCUGUGCCAACCUCUGCCAGCCUCUGCCAACCUCUGCCAACCUCUGCCAACCCUUGCCAACUGCCAGCAGCAGCCCUUCCCUGCAUCAUGGAUCCCCUGGAGAGCAUUGUCACCCUCGGACGAGCAGGAGCCACCAGCAGGGCUGCAGAGGGCUCCAUGUGGCUGCUUCUUCAACCCCCAGCACUUCUCUGUGCAGUGGACCGUGCCUAGACCACCUCCAGCAGACACCUGCACACCGGGCUUCAGUGCUGCUACUCUGCCAGGUGCUGCCAUGCUGGGGACUGGGUACUGCGGGACCCUCCUGGCCUGGGCAGCCCCCGGGACCCCCCAGGGCCCAGCACAACACCUUGCACCCCAGAACCAUCAGGGGACAGGAGCAGCGGCCCCAGUGCUGCCAGAGCCCAACCCUAGGAACACCCACAUCAACGGGGUGCCUGCAGGGAACAACGUCGCCAGCAUGAACACCUCCAUGGGGAUAGCCCCUGGUAAUAACAUCCCCACGGGCAGCAACGUCCUCCUCAACCGCUCUUCUAACCACCAGAAUCAAAGACUUGGUGAGCCAGAUGCAGACAUUGAAGUCACUGAGGAGAUGCUCCUCAAAGAGGCUCUAAGGCUCUUUGGUAUGUCUGAGGAGAUGGAGGCAGUCAUCCAGCAUGGUUCCAGCAGCGUCAUCAUGCCUGAGGACCAUGAUGACGCCAUCAGAAAGGCUAGAACGCUGGCCCCAGCUGCCCCAGACUUGCUGAAUUCCAUCCCCAGCAAUAAAUACAUCGACGGGGUGUCUGCACAGCCCAACACCCCCAGCACAGCCACCUCCGUGGGGACAACCUUGGGAAUUAACAUCCCCCCAGGAAACGAUGUCCCUCCAAGCAGCUUUUCUGACCCCCACCAUCAAGGCUUUGAAGACAUGAAUGACAACCUUGCACGUGACAAAGAGGUGCCUCUUGACGAGGCCCUGAGGUUCUUCGGUUGCUAUGAGGACACUGAGAGGGUCAUCCAGGAGGGUCCCAGCAGCAGCCGCAUACCUGAGGACCCUGGUGGCACAGACACAGACAUCUCCCUCUGCGACUUCACCUCGCUCUCACUGCCAGAUGAGCUGCUCACCUGUGACUACGAUGUCAAUGAGAUAGCCAAAGACAUCCAGAGCCUUGAAGACAUCGUCGAUACUGGAAAGUACCCCCAUGAGUUCUGGGCUGAUGUGGGGAUGGACCUGGAACCAUCCCAGCCUGACGGUGCAGAGUACUGGGGGAUAAAGUAGGGGCUGAGAACCUCACCCAAGCAACACAGCAAGUGCAGCGCUUGCUGGUUGACUUAACGAGUCUUUUUCUCUUAUUUUUCCAUUAAAAUCCAUUU
Molecule: messenger RNA, 1463 nt
Organism: Pezoporus flaviventris
Lineage: Eukaryota; Metazoa; Chordata; Aves; Psittaciformes; Psittacidae
Exons: 3
Coding region: 1-1368 (455 amino acids)
Source: RefSeq, a predicted model, not a curated record